GGGCAGUUCAGUGCGAGCCCAGAGGGUCAGACCCCGAGUGGCGUGGCAGCGCGGCGCCGGGCUGAGCGGGCGGGCGGGCGCGGGGCGCGGACGGUGGGCUCGCGGACGGGCGGCAGGAUGUUCAGCUGGAUGGGGCGGCAGGCGGGCGGGCGCGAGCGCUCGGGCGGCGCGGACGCCGUGCAGACGGUGACGGGCGGCCUGCGUUCGCUGUACCUGCGCAAGGUGCUGCCGCUGGAGGAGGCGUACCGCUUCCACGAGUUCCACUCGCCCGCGCUGGAGGACGCCGACUUCGACAACAAGCCCAUGAUCCUUCUGGUGGGCCAGUACAGCACGGGCAAGACCACCUUCAUCAGAUACUUACUGGAGCAAGAUUUCCCUGGCAUGAGGAUUGGUCCGGAGCCCACCACCGACUCCUUCAUCGCUGUGAUGUACGGGGAGAACGAGGGCAGCACCCCAGGGAACGCUUUAGUUGUGGACCCCAAGAAGCCAUUUCGAAAGCUCGGUCGCUUUGGAAAUGCUUUCCUGAAUCGAUUCAUGUGCUCCCAGCUGCCCAAUCAGGUCCUGAAGAGCAUCAGCAUCAUCGACAGCCCGGGCAUCCUGUCCGGGGAGAAGCAGCGCAUCAGCCGAGGGUACGACUUCUGCCAGGUCCUGCAGUGGUUCGCCGAGCGGGUCGACAGGAUCAUCUUGCUCUUUGACGCCCACAAACUGGACAUCUCGGACGAGUUCUCGGAGGCCAUCAAGGCCUUCCGGGGCCAGGACGACAAGAUCCGCGUGGUGCUGAACAAGGCCGACCAGGUGGACACGCAGCAGCUGAUGCGCGUGUACGGCGCCCUCAUGUGGUCCCUGGGCAAAGUCAUCAACACGCCCGAGGUGCUGCGCGUCUACAUCGGCUCCUUCUGGGCGCAGCCCCUGCAGAACACUGACAACCGCCGGCUCUUCGAGGCCGAGGCCCAGGACCUCUUCAGAGACAUCCAGAGCCUCCCCCAGAAGGCAGCGGUGCGCAAGCUCAACGACCUCAUCAAGCGAGCGAGGCUGGCCAAGGUACACGCCUACAUCAUCAGCCACCUGAAAAAGGAGAUGCCCAGUGUUUUUGGAAAGGAAAACAAGAAAAGAGAGCUGAUCGACAGGUUGCCAGAAAUCUACAUUCAGCUGCAGCGAGAAUACCAGAUUUCUGCGGGGGACUUCCCGGAGGUCAAGGCAAUGCAGGAACAGCUGGAGAACUACGAUUUCACCAAAUUCCACUCGCUGAAGCCCAAGCUGAUCGAGGCCGUGGACAACAUGCUGACCAGCAAGAUCUCGUCCCUGAUGAGCCUCAUCAGCCAGGAGGAGCUGAACGCGCCCAUGCAGCUCGUGCAGGGCGGCGCCUUCGACGGCACCUCCGAGGGCCCCUUCAACCAGGGCUACGGGGAGGGCGCCAAGGAGGGCGCCGACGAGGAGGAGUGGGUGGUGGCCAAAGACAAGCCCGUCUACGACGAGCUCUUCUACGCCCUGUCGCCCAUCAAUGGCAAGAUCUCCGGCGUCAACGCCAAGAAGGAGAUGGUGACCUCCAAGCUGCCCAACAGCGUCCUGGGCAAGAUCUGGAAGCUGGCCGACUGUGACUGCGACGGCAUGCUGGACGAGGAGGAGUUCGCGCUGGCCAAGCACCUCAUCAAGAUCAAGCUGGACGGCUACGAGCUGCCCAGCAGCCUGCCUCCCCACCUGGUGCCCCCCUCUCACAGGAAGUCCUUUCAGAAGGCUGACUGAGGGGUGGGCCACCCACAGGGCAGGCAGUGCGGGGUGGGGCUCCGGGGACGGGGGCCUGAGGUCCUUGCUGCCACUGACUCGCUGAGUGACCCCGGGAAAGGCACUGCUCUCUCUGUGCCUCAGUUUCCCCAUCUGUAAAAUGGGGAGGGCAGACACUGGACACUCGACGCCGGUCCUUUCACCUCUAAAAUUCCCUGCAUUUUUAUUAAAAUACCGGGGGGAGGUGGGUAAGGAGAUUGUAACGGUGGAAAGGAAACAGAAAUUGACCAAAGAGUACUCAGAAUCCGGGAGAGACGUAAGUGUGGGGGUGGGCUUGCUGGAGCCCCGGGAGCUUGGGGUGCGAGCUGGGGCUUCCCUGGACCACUCAUCAUCAUAAACCUGUUUGCCCUGAGGGAGCAAAGAUCUUAUUUAUUUGUUUCCUGCUAUAUUUAGAGUCAGGGGAGGGGGGGAGGGCAGAGAGGGUUUCUGUUCUCUCUAAACCGUCUACCAAAGAGAAGGCGGCCGCUGCCCGCCGUGUGACAGGAGGGUGUAGGGCCUGUCUGUGCUGUGCCUUCCACAGGCCCGAGCACAACAGGCAGCGACGGCGUCUGUCCCAGCGCCACGCUCACUGUCCUCCCAGCACCCACCCCCAGGCCUUCCCUGCCAAGUUGUAUUUGGUUAGGAACUUGGAAUUAGAAAUUAAUUAAUAAUUCGUUUUAUUGGCCCCAGCAAGAUUUCUAGAAUUCAUUUCAAAUCAUGUUGGAGCCUAAAGAUUAGCUUUUCUUACUGGUCUGUCCAAUAGUUUGUAGCAAAGUCUGUUUAUCGUAACCGGCAGUGAGGAAAAGAGGUGUCACUUAGCCUUGUCACCCGCCCCCAGGGCUCCUGGGUCACCGGCAGGAUUUAAAUUCACAAAUCGUGUCUCAGUGAGCACGGUGUCCUGGGCCUGCGCACACGGAAUGAGAAGCCAGCCUGCCCGCUGUCAGGGAGAAGAGAUCGGUCUACUAGCCUUAGACACUAUUUUUAUGUUUUUUUUAAAAAGGCCUUUUUAUUAUGUCUAGUUUUUUUUUUUCUUCUUAUAAGAUAAAAGCCUUUAUACAGAAACAGGAUGGAACCUUUCAUAUAAAGCCUUUUCUUCAAAAAGCCGUGUGGCUCGUAUCAUGAAUGCCCACCACGAGGCAGGACUUGGGCAGGCCCGUACAUAGCGGCUCCCUGAGGGUCUCUCCCAGGUCCCCCACGUCAGCCCCUCUGGACCGUGCACUCAGGCCCUGUGUCAGGUGGAGCUGUUAACGCCCGCUGCCACCCUCCCUGUGAUGUGGGCGCUGGCUUGGGCACAGGUGCCUUUCACCAUGACUUAGGCAGUAAAAGAGAGAGACGCGAAGUAAUGAUGGCGUGGCCACGUGGCAUGGGGCCCUCCCAGCAGCAGAAAUGCGUGAAAUCAGAACAGCCCCACCUGAGCCUUCCAAGAGCCACGUUGUUUUUCUGAUGUUACCUGUGACGUCAGGGCCAGACCUGCAGCUUAAGAGAAAUGUUUCACUUUAGAGAAGCAUGCAUCCAGAUGCCAGCCCUCACACUCCCUAGCUUGCUGUCUAAAUAAUUUUGUUUUCAGAGAAAUAAAUGCAUAGCGUGGUUUUUAUUCUUACUGAGCACUUUUAAAUUAAUUAGACACAGAACAGGGACGGCUAUGAUCCCUGCUGUAUUAUGAGCAGAGCUCUGUCAAUGCCUGGGGACUGCACGUGUGUAGCACAGUGGCGUCCACCGAAGGGCAGGACUGAGAAGAGAGAGUUCAAUCGUCCAUAGGUUCAGCCGAUCCUCCUUUCAGAAUUAUCUUGCUUCUUUAACUACUGAAUUGUCAUAUAUAAAGAUAAAUAUAUACACAUCUAUGUCACAUAAAUAUGUAUUUUUGACACUUGUGAAUGUGUACAUAUGUAGAUGUGGCCAAGGGUUGUGUAUGUAGAGACAUGUAAGAAAACUGUUUUAGGGAGCCAAUGGACAGGUUUCUGGUUUCUGUGUGGACGGAAACGGGUGGUAUUGUGACCCCUACCCCAUGCCCUCAGGGGGAGAGCAUCGGACAGCUGAAUCCUUUCCCUGCUGAGGAAAAAGAAAGGGG
Molecule: messenger RNA, 3829 nt
Organism: Eptesicus fuscus (big brown bat)
Lineage: Eukaryota; Metazoa; Chordata; Mammalia; Chiroptera; Vespertilionidae
Gene: EHD4
Product: EH domain containing 4
Exons: 6
Coding region: 118-1743 (541 amino acids)
Biological process (GO): endosomal transport; endocytosis
Cellular component (GO): cytoplasm; plasma membrane
Molecular function (GO): calcium ion binding; protein binding; GTP binding
Source: RefSeq, a predicted model, not a curated record